Colletotrichum tamarilloi is the source of this 1557-nucleotide messenger RNA. RefSeq lists its product as uncharacterized. Gene Ontology annotation, biological process: transmembrane transport. The transcript has a single exon. The coding region runs from base 1 to 1557 and encodes 518 amino acids. NCBI's taxonomy places the organism in Eukaryota, Fungi, Ascomycota, Sordariomycetes, Glomerellales, Glomerellaceae. Gene Ontology annotation, molecular function: transmembrane transporter activity. Gene Ontology annotation, cellular component: membrane. The record is from RefSeq and is a predicted model, not a curated record.
AUGCCGUCAACAAUGCCAACCAACAGCGCGACAGCCACCCGAGCCUGGAGCAUAUACAUAAUUGUAUUCCUGAUGCUCAUGGUCUUCUCAAUGACCUUUGGCGCCUCCAUGGUGCAGGUUUCCGUCCAAGCAUACCUGCGAGAAUCCGUCUGCCGGCAACUCUACGGCUUGCCCCAGAAAGUUCCCAUCGACCACGGUCUAUGUCACGCCGACGCCGUUAACAAGGAGUUCGAGUGGACCGAGGUCGUCGUCCUGGUCUGCCAGUCCGCCGGCGGCCUCCUGUCCGCCUACACCAUGGGCAAAUGGGCCGACGUCAAUGGCCGGCGCGGGGCUUUUGUCUUGAGUGCCUGCCUCUGGGGCCUCUUCUCCGGCAUCCUCAUCACAACUAUUCAGACUUCAUCACGCGGCGUCCUGUGUUUCCUCUUCUUCGUCAUCGGCGCUGGGAAGACGUCCGCCGAGGUCGCCGUCUUGACUAUGACGAGCGACACCACAAACGACCAGCAGCGCUCGAAACACUUUGGCCUCGUGGUGUCUUCCGCCCUUGCCGGGCUUGUGGUCUCGAACGUCAUCCACAGAUAUGCUCCCCCCUUGGCCCUCGAAUAUUCGGCUGUGAUCGGCUGCGUCGCCUUCUGUGUCGGCACCUGCUUCAUUGUGGCGGUUCCCGAGCCCCUACGCACGCAGCUCGAGGACUUUGGAGGCGAGCCUCCCCCGGAGAUCCUCCCAGCCAACCAGGCCACCAGGCCGCUGCACCGCGUUCUCUCCGCCCUGAACACUUUCCGCGCCAUGCUCCUCCUUACCACCCUCGGCCUCGUCCUCGCGUUGGCGAGGACGGCACCGCCUUCCCUCGACGUCUACUUCGUCGCCAGGUAUAGCACGAUCAUCCACUUACCCUCCACAACGACCCUCCGCGGCGACGUCGUGAGCUACUGGGCACCGCUCAUCGCCAUCGUCCUCAUCACCUGCCUCCUUCUCCCCUCCAUCUACGGCUGCUGCUCCUCAUACCGCCGACGUGUCCCGGGCGACCGCAUCGCGCUGCGGGACUACCGCCACCUCCUGCUCUCGUCGGGCCUGGUCGUCCUCACCAGCGCCGCCGCUCUGUACAGACACUACCUCUUCUUUCUCGUCGGCACCCUCUCCGCCGCGGCCCUCGCGGCGACCAUCCCGGGCCAGUGCUGCUCCCUGAUGCUGUACGGGCUCGGCGUGGCCGUGCGCUCAAAGUACGCCGGCCGGCUGUUUGGCCUCGCGGCGACGGCGGAGUGCGCGGCGACGCUGGUGCUCGGCCCGGCGAUCGGUCUCGUCACGCGGGACUCGCGCUGGGGCGGUCUCGCGGCAGCGAUGGUCUUCUCUGCUUCGGUUGUCGUCUUUGGGGCCGUGUGGCGUGCCCAGGCGGUUUGUGAGGCUCCGACGUACGAGCGGCCCGGCGCCGGGGGCGGUGGCGUAGAGGCUGGGAUCGAGCUUUUGGAUGUGGGAGGACUUGCGGCGCCUCCUCCGACGUAUGCUGCUCACCAGGAAGAUCGCCCUGCUCCGAUGCCGAUACCGGUACCGAUAAUACGUUAG